Messenger RNA from Helobdella robusta, 735 nucleotides. RefSeq lists its product as hypothetical. The transcript is spliced from 6 exons. The record is from RefSeq and is a predicted model, not a curated record. Lineage: Eukaryota; Metazoa; Annelida; Clitellata; Rhynchobdellida; Glossiphoniidae. Bases 1 to 735 code for a protein of 244 amino acids.
AUGGGUCUGCAAGAUGAUGAAGGAACCUAUUUGAUCUCUGAGUUGAUAGAGCAAACUGGCGAACAUGAAAACAGUGAGGAAGUUGAAGAUGAAGGAGUAGAGGAAAUAGAGCAGGAAAGUGUGGCAGAGUCUAACAAGGAGCUAGACAUGGCCCUCAUAUGCGACAAGAUCAAACUGGCCUCUGCAAGAAUGAUUGUCGAUGCAAUUUACAAAGAGGCGGCAACGACUGUUCAAGUUGCGCUAACAAAAGGCAAGUCGCCAUGGCUCGAUAAAGUGAGAACAACACUUGAUUUGAAUUCAGUUCUUGAUGUGCAAGGAUGGCUCGAAAAACUUACUGACUGCGUUCGAAAUCUCGAAAACCCUCUGCCUCCACAGACGUUGAAGUGGAACAGGUUUGUGGACUCAACCCUAAACGACGCGAGGCAGGUGAGGCUGGCCACCUUUGAAAUCUGGUCAGAAAUCAACGCCACACUUACGGACAAUCUGCAAGUGAAUGAAGGAUUGUUGGAUGAGUUAGUGAGGCACCACAUCAUCAACGAGCACAUCAAAUCAAGGCUGAGCACACUUCCCAACAGGAAGGCCAAGGUGAAGUACUUGCUGAACUACUUACUGGACAUGGGCUCUUCGGUGAUGUUCACAUUCGGAAACAUCCUCACAAGCAUUGGACAGAAGUCAUUGGGAAGGAUUGUCAUCAAGAGACUGAAUGACAACAAGAUACCCACCAACCUGCUCUGA